AUGACGACAUACCCAAAACUCCUUCGAAUCGGACACCUCAACGUUCGUAGUCUCGAACGACAUAUCGAUGGUGUCAAAUUAAUGCUCGACCGCAACCAAUACCAUUUUUUCGGAGUCACUGAAACCAAACUCAAUCAGAGCUCCCCAAUUGGACCUGUUCGCAUCCCCGCCUAUAACUUCAUUAAACAUUCGCUUUCGUCUGGACGAGGUAGAGGUACUAAGACCUGUGGAGGUGUAGGUAUCUACAUUAGUAAAAAUAUUAAAGCAGCAACUAUUCUGAAAUCUUGCUUCGAUCCUGCAAUCCCCAUCAACCAACGCCUAGAGUUUUUAGCCAUUCGAGCGAAAAUCGGAGAACUAAAUACCUGCAUCGUAGUUUUAUAUAAUCCAGCCAGCUGCAACACAUCUUUCGCACAGCAGUACGAAAAGCUCUUACUGGAUCUGCUGGAAUAUCAUUUCGACCGGAUUUUCCUAGUCGGCGACUACAACAUCAACGUCGCUGCGAAUCAACCCACAGCAAACCUGCUCGCGCUACAACGAAUACAUACAUCAUUCAAUCUCACUGUAUUGCCAACGUCAGCUACUAGGAUAACCGAACAUAGUUCUACUACGAUCGAUCUUCUGGUAACCGAUCACCCACAGUUUAUCAAGAAAUCCAAAACUCUCAGUGCAAAUUCGAUAUCGGAUCAUGAAGCUGUGUAUCUAAUUGCCGACUCACGUAUACCCGAAGCACCACCACGACGGAUACAAGUAAGAAAUCUCCGUGGAAUCGAUCCCCUACGGCUGCAAGCAGACUACCAAGCUAAAGACCUCCAGGACAUCUACCUAGAAGAGAACAUAGACAUCAAAACGCAACUACUACACAACGAACUUCGCUCACUGCUAGAUCAACAUGCUCCUGAAAGAACGGUUUAUGUACGAGACAAACGAACCCCGUGGAUAACGAACGAAAUCCAGAACGCGAUUGCAAUUCGAGACCUCGCCUAUUCACUCUAUGCCCGGAAUCCGAACCGUGCCAGAGGAGAUGCGCAAUGGCAGAACUAUAUCUCCAAAAAAAGUAGAACCAACAACUUGAUCAAUACUGCGAAAAAGCGCUACGCUGAUUCACAGUUCAGCAGUGACCUGCCAGCUAAACAAUUGUGGAGCAAUCUGAAAAGAGCGGGAAUACACAACACUAAAACAAACCAUGUCACCGAGGAGUUAGACGCCGAACAACUAAACCAGUUCUUUGCUGAAGGUCAUCUUUCACUUCAACACCAAUCUUCCAUGUCCCUGGAAACGCUGCCCAACGUAUCAACAAUGAAUGAAACUGAAGGAGGAUUCCGGUUUAGGAACACAAACGUAGAGGAGAUCUGCAAGAAAAUCUACCAAAUCGAUACCAACGCCAUUGGAACCGAUGAGAUCCCGAUCUCGUUCAUAAAAAUGCUCUGUCCGUUUGUCCUGCCAUUACUCACGCACCUGUUCAACGCUAUCAUCGAAGCUCAAUCUUUUCCUUCCCUCUGGAAAGAAGCUUUAAUAACACCUAUACCCAAAACAUCCAACCCAGCUACAUCCACCGACUUCAGACCCAUCAGCGUCCUCCCCGCUGUGUCCAAGCCAAACAUCAAUCUGGUUACCGUAAAGCACACAGCACAACGACAGCACUAGUAAAAGUCACCCAUGACAUCGUCAGCAACUUUGAUAAUGGUAGAUGCACAGUUUUGGUUCUCGUCGACUUUUCCUUAGCUUUCAAUUGCGUCAAACACGGUUUACUAAAAACGAAGCUUAAGAGGGAAUUCGGUUUUUCAAACUCCGCAUGUAAGCUGAUAUCAUCGUUCCUGGACCAACGGAGCCAGCGAGUAGACCUUGGUAAUACCACCUCGACCGCUAGGAUGUUAACAGACGGAACACCGCAAGGUUCGUGUCUAAGCGCGCUUCUUUUCUCGCUAUACAUAAACAGCCUACCAAGUGUCGUUAAAUGCGAAUACCAUCUCUAUGCAGACGAUCUCCAAAUAUACGUAUCUGGUCAUAAAAACGAUGUUAACAGACUUAUUCAGCUGAUCAACGCCGACCUCAACGCAAUCCAAAAUUGGGCGAUAGAAAACCAACUUUUUCCCAACCCCAAAAAGACAAAGGCUAUAAUAUUCUGCAAGGAAGGUACGGUAGUGCCGCAGGAAAAUAUUUGGUUCUGUGGUGAAUCCAUUGCACUAUCCAAAGAAGUCAAAAACCUCGGACUCAUCAUGGACUCCAACUUAAAAUGGUGUGCACAAGUCAACGAAAUCACAAAAAAGACCUACAACACUCUUCGAACUUUCCGACGAUUUCAAGGAGUACUUUCCGUACGAACUCGUAAAAAACUCACCCAAGCAGUACUGAUGCCAUUCUUCUCGUACGGAGACAUUGUUUUUUACCCUGGACUCUCAGCCACACACGGUUUGCAUCCGGACUAUAUUAAGCAUCACGCCCCAAUCGGACGAAACGAACGAGCCAGAUCUUUUAAUAUGCCACACCACACCACCAGCCUGCGAAAAAGUGUCCUAGUGUAUGGAGCGUCCACCUGGAACUCGUUACCACUUUCUGUGAGGCAGCAAAAUUCACUGACAUCUUUCAAAGCGGCGCUCAAUAGAGCCUACUAAAUGAAUCUUCUACUUAACGAUAUGUCUACACCCUGACCCACCAACUUUUCUGAAAAGUAAUAAUUAAAAUGUCCAUUUUUCCUUGACUUGAUACAAAGUUUAUGUAACUGACAAGUUUUCGUUCUGCUGAUAAAUAAAUUACAAAUUACAA
Topomyia yanbarensis is the source of this 2763-nucleotide messenger RNA. RefSeq lists its product as uncharacterized. The transcript is spliced from 2 exons. Lineage: Eukaryota; Metazoa; Arthropoda; Insecta; Diptera; Culicidae. The coding region runs from base 1 to 1644 and encodes 547 amino acids. The record is from RefSeq and is a predicted model, not a curated record.